AUUUUCCUCUCUUUCGUCUCCUAAAUCGAACGCGCUCAUUUCAUUCUCGGUUCUCCUCCUCAACUCAGCGGAUCCCAACCCUACCCACGAAGAUCUCCGAUACCUCUGGGAAAAUUCGUAAUGCCGCCAUUUUCAGCCGCGCCGAAGGCGUUGGGGUCGUUGCUAUGGCGCAGGACUAGUAUAGGACGCUUGGUCAGGCGCCACGCGAGCUCCGAUCCAAUCAGCAAUUGCGACCGAUUUAGGUGUUUGGGCUGCUCCGGUGUUGCCGGAAUCGGGAAUUCAUUUGGCGGAAAACAACCUGGUCGUCACAAGGAGGCCGGGCUUCUCACCGGAAGCUUAUGGAGCGUUAAUAAUGGGCAGAGGAGACGGUUUUUGGGCUGCGGAGAUGGCGAAGAGGGCAGCGUCCUGUCUAAGGUUUACGAGGAGAGGCGCGUUUUGGGGUAUUCUCCGACCCAGCUGUUUGAUGUGGUUGCUGCUGUCGACUUUUACCAGGAUUUCCUCCCCUGGUGUCAGCGGUCCGAGAUACUCAGGAACUAUCCCGAUGGAUCCUUGGAUGCCGAACUGGAGAUUGGUUUCAAGUUCCUAGUUGAAAGCUAUGUUUCACAUGUUGAGAUGAAGAGACCAACCUUUAUAAAGUCAACAGCAUCAGACAGUACACUUUUCGAACAUUUGAUCAAUGUUUGGGAAUUCAAUCCUGGACCAGUCCCGGGAUCUUGUGACCUUCACUUUUUGGUGGAUUUCAAGUUUCAGUCGCCACUCUACAGCCAGGUGGCCUCCAUGUUCUUCAAAGAAGUGGUAGCUAGAUUGGUGGGCUCAUUCAAUGAACGCUGCCACUCAAUAUAUGGGCCUGAGGUGCGGAUUCUUGAAGAACCUCACCGUCAGAGGGCGUAAGACUUGAGUAAUAAUUCUUGUUCUGAUCUCUUUCACAGCUGAAAUCCGUCGUCAUAUACGACACAUUGAAAUAUUGGUCCAUGUCAUGCUUGAUCAGUUGAUCACUCUACGGAAGUGAGGCCCUGGCCUGGUGAGCUAACCUCGGAAACUGGGCCAGAGGAGCUGCUGAUAGUGUACGAUGCCUUGCAUUCAUUUUAGAUUAUCGUUCAAAGAGGGAAGUAAGAAAUCCCUUGCAUUGUUUGUAAUUUUAUGUACGGGAUAGGAAGAUUUACAAUAAAUAGCAUUCAUACCUAUAAAAAAACACAAUAUAGCAUUCAUUCGAAAGCGACAUUGCCAUUUGUUUUCAAGUACAUGGCAUGAGAAGACAUUGAUCAAAUUGUAACAAAUUGAAAAAUGAGUGUUUGAUCACUCAAAUAAUUAUCAGUUUAAUGGUUAUAAGGGAGAUUCAUAAGCUUAA
Messenger RNA from Punica granatum (pomegranate), 1348 nucleotides. Lineage: Eukaryota; Viridiplantae; Streptophyta; Magnoliopsida; Myrtales; Lythraceae. The record is from RefSeq and is a predicted model, not a curated record.